AUGAACCCUGCUGGAUCUACCGGGCUCCCUCAGGCCCAACAGGAAGGAGUCCACAAAGACAUCAUCAUUGCAGUCAUGGGUAGAACUGGAUGUGGUAAAUCCCAAUUCAUCUCAAGGCUAAACGCGAAGGAUUGCGGGAAUGAGUUUGAGCACAUUUAUGGUAUUAGGCCUUCAUUCGUCUGGGACGUGGAACGCGGGUUCAAAGGGAAUAGAAUAGUGAUACUCGACACUCCGGGCUACGGUGAUAAUGUCUUCGAAGAUGUAUCAGUUUUUGGGCGCAUCAAGGGAUGGCGGCGACGUUUCCACCAAGGCAAACCAUUAUUCGGACUCAUCUACAUACAGGACAUCAAUGAGGCACCACCGACAGGGCGACACACGGUAUUAGGAUUAAUUCAGUCUCUUAGAGGUAGUCUUAGAGGUAGUACGGGAGAGGGGAAUCUGAGCAACGUUAUAGUGUUGACGACUAAAUGGGAUGGCCUCCAUGGUAAUCUGCCUAGAGGUGAUGCUCGAGAAGCCCAUCUCCACGAGACAUCCGACUUCUGGAAAGCUAUGGUAGCAGAGGGUGCAACGGUCAUGAGACACGACGACACGGUCGAAUCAGCCGAGAGAGUCAUCCAAACCCUUUUCAACCAACAUAUUGUCGGCGUUCCGUUUGGCAGAGAAAUGAUCAGAAUACAACAAGAGCUAAAUAAGCUGGUUGAAGCCAAGCGAGGAAGCGACGCGGCAUUUGAGGGCAAACUUUCUGAAAUAUCCAAAGAGAUGAAAGAAACCCAGGAACGGCUGGCACGUUUGGAAAGUCAGUCCCAAGACCACCAGAACCAAUUCGAAGAAUAG
Molecule: messenger RNA, 834 nt
Organism: Daldinia vernicosa
Lineage: Eukaryota; Fungi; Ascomycota; Sordariomycetes; Xylariales; Hypoxylaceae
Exons: 3
Coding region: 1-834 (277 amino acids)
Source: RefSeq, a predicted model, not a curated record